CUUCGCACGCUGCGCUGUCGACAAAUGUCAGCUAGAGCGUCAAGGCUCCGGCUUGAGGAAGAGCUCAGGAAUAUCUCGGAGCAGGAGGAAAGGCUUGAUGGGGAAGUGAACCAGCUCCUACAGGCGAAGGCCGCGGCCACGGUCCCGGGCGCACCCGAAGAAGUUUCUCAAGCGGUGGCACUGUCGAACGGUCACCAUCCUCCGAAAGCUGGCGCAGCAGCCGCAGCAGCAGCGCCGACGGAGGUGGGGGGGGGUGCAGACGCCAAGACUCCUCAAGAUGUAGAUAACGGAAUGGUUGUUGUUGUUGCCGCGGGUGGGGCGGCGUCGGGCGGGGAGGGGGGCCUGGCGCAGUGUCUAGAGGAGCUCUCCGGGAGCGUUCCCGACUUUCCGGGCUUGGAGGAGAAGGCCAGCGCUUUGCUGGCGCAAAUUGAGGAUGGACACGGGAUGGCGGAGCGCGUGAGCCGAUCUGUGAGGCGGCUGGACGACAUCCAGAUGCGGGUACAGCGCGCCUUGGCGCUUGUGGAAGACGUCAUCAACCUAAGGGGAUGCGCCGAGGGAGUGCGCGCGGCCGUCCAAGCCGGCGACCUUGCGGAAGCGGCCACGUACGUCCGCAGGUUCCGGGAGAUCGAUGCGGGGGCGCUGGCUGACAGCGGCGAGAUGGUGGACAUGGACGAGGCCGUCCGGGGGCUGUCGUCGGCGGUGCUGGAACGGUUCGAGACUGCCGUGCUGGACAUGGACGAGCCGGGGAUAGCCGCGGCCUGUCCCCUGCUGGCCCCGCUUGGCCUGGCCACGCGAGGCCAGGAGCUGUACCUGGGCUUCGCGCGGCGAGCUCUGGAGGCGGAGCUGGAGGCAGGGGCCGGCGACGGGUCGUUGCCCGCCACGCAAAGCCUUCCUGCGAUCUACAACACCUCGGCGGCGUUUUUGCGGAGGCAAGUACCGGUGGCGGCGGCGGGCCUGGCGCCGUGCCUCGGGGACGUCGCCCUGGUGCGCGUCGUGACCAGGGAAUGCGGGGAUCGAGCGGCGACCGUUCUCGAGAAGCAUCUCCGGGAGCACUCGGUGGCGUCGUGGGCGGCGGACGGGGUGGAAGGCGCUGCGGCCGCCGCCGCCGCGGAGGUGCUGGGAAAGGCAGAUGCUCUGCUGGAGGAGCUGGCGGUGCUGACCCAGCACACAGAGAGUUACGACCGCUUUGUCAAGUUUUUAGUGAUGGAGGUGGAAGGCGCCCACCCUUCGCAGGAAGAAUUCGAGGCCACCAGAGCGCCGACCAAUGGGGAAGAUGGCGAGAGCAAGACAGGUGGCGGCGGCGGGGCGGCGGCGGAACGACCAUCGGUCCUGCCGGCUCCCAUCUUGGAGCCCGUCAUGCCAGCGAGGACGCGGCUCCAGGAGGCGGGGGCGGAGGUGGCGGUGUACUACUCACAGAUCGAGGGGCAGCUCUUGGAGGCAUCGGUGUCGAAGGCGAUCGCGGUGGACGAGGUGGCCCCCGGCGCGGCGGCUUCCUCCUGUGCCGAGGACGCGUUCUUCGUGGCACAGCGCUGCGCCAAGCGCGCCCUGGCGACGGGGCACGCCGGGGCUGCCUCGGCGGUGGUGAACCACGUCGGAAACACGCUCGGCGUCGACCUGCUGGAGGCGCUCGUCCGAAAGGACCAGCUGCAGAUGGACAACUGGGAAGGCAUGGGAGCGGGGCUUGCGAGCGACCUCACCUCGUCCGCAACGGCAGCAAUCAGCAACAUCCGGAGAACCGGCGCGGGUGCCGUCCCCGGCGUUUCCGGAGGCAUUUCCGCCGGCGGGGGGGGGCUCGGAAGCACUCCCGGGGGUGCGGGUAAGAGCGGUGGGGGGGGCGGGAGGCCCGACGCAUCGUCCGCCAUGAUGGGCGGGGGGGUGAGCGGCGGUGCCGGCGGCGCCGGCGGGGGAAUCGGUGGAAACAUGAAUAGCAACGAGUGCCUGGUGUACGUCAACACCCUGGAGGCCUGCUCGACCUUCGCGGUGCGGCUCAGGGAGAUGCUGGAGCGGGACGCAUCCGCGGCGUUCGGCGGGGGCGCCGGGGGCGGGGGCGGCGGCGCCGGCCACGACGCGGAGAGGGUCAUGUCGUGCCUGCAGGGGCUGGGGUCAACGAGGGCGCUCUUCACGAGAGCCGCCAGCGACUGUCUGGAAGAGGUACUGAAUCGCCUGAGGCAGGUUCUCCGAACGGUCGUUUCCUCCCACCUCGGAGAGAAGUCGGCCGUGUCCUACCAGCUGAGCGAGAACCAGUACGCCGCCAACGAGGCCGAGGACCCCUACGCGCACGCCCUUGUGGAGUACCUCCGACUUCUGCUGGAGCCUUACCGUCCGCCUGGCGGGCUGUCGGAGUCCCUCUUCCUCGAGCUCCUCACCCUUGUGGCCGGGUACCUCGCCAAGCGCAUGGAGAUCGCACUCAAGAAGCGCCUAUUCACGCAGCUCGGUGGACUGCAGUUGGACAAGGACCUCCGAUGCGUGAUGGGCUUCUUCACCCAACAGGCCGGGCGAGGGGCCCGAGAACCGUUCUCCAGACUGGCUCAGGCGAGUCAAGGGAUGUCAUUGCUGUUGAACCUGGAGCGCCCUCAAGACGCGAUGGACUACUGGGAGCCGGGGUCUCCGCUUCAGGCGCAGCUUACGGCAAAUGAGGUGGUGAGCGUGCUCCAACAACGGGAGGACUUCGCCCGCGAGGAUCUUGCCUCUCUAGUUUUGCCAGAGUCCUACAAAGGAUAACGUCUGUUCUGUUGGUGCUCGCGGAGCUCUCCAUUUUAAGCGCCGCUGCUCAGGUCUUUGGAUACGUGGUAUGAAUAGCUAUGACACGUGUGUACAAGCACGAUUUACUCCAUAUCAUGGUGGGAUUGGUGGUAAGUCGUUGGUGGAUACCUGUGCGUGCGCUCGCGGGGUGCGCUGCUAGUCCUCAAAGGUAGGCAUCGCGGGCUCUACUCUCCGUGAAUAUGUGGCAGCGCAUUUUUUGUGAAAUGAAGGAAUUGAAGGCGGAAUGCAAGUCCUGUGCCUACCCGACUUGUGUUGCGGAAAUAUGACGGACGGAUUUCAAACUGCGAGCAAGAAAAUUGCCUUGUCGCGCUUGAGUUGCCACCGUGUUGAACGUUCGUAGUGCAUGCAACUGGAAUGCUCGUGCAGGCGUUGGUAUUGGGCAGUGCGCCAAUUUGC
This is a messenger RNA of Ectocarpus sp. CCAP 1310/34, 3159 nucleotides long. NCBI's taxonomy places the organism in Eukaryota, Phaeophyceae, Ectocarpales, Ectocarpaceae. The record is from the annotation of a GenBank genome assembly.